Messenger RNA from Vigna umbellata (rice bean), 2276 nucleotides. RefSeq names its product zinc-finger homeodomain protein 7-like. Lineage: Eukaryota; Viridiplantae; Streptophyta; Magnoliopsida; Fabales; Fabaceae. Gene Ontology annotation, biological process: regulation of developmental process; regulation of DNA-templated transcription. The record is from RefSeq and is a predicted model, not a curated record. Gene Ontology annotation, cellular component: nucleus. Gene Ontology annotation, molecular function: transcription cis-regulatory region binding; DNA-binding transcription factor activity.
GUUUGGGACACACAUUCAUUUGAAGGGUAUUGGAGAGAUUGUGUGAGAAAGGCAAUCAUUAAAAACUGGACCAGGGUGCAGGCUGUGGGAGAGGACCAACAUGAACUUGUCGGUUGUUCUGCAAGACAAAUUCUUGCAGUACUACUGUACUAGCCAUCACUCCUUCUGAGUUCAAAACAACCUCUUCCCCUGUUCCUUUCCUACUUGGUUUUUAUGGGCCUGGAUGGCUGGUAGGAAACAACACUCUUCUUCCCCCUCUUCCCACCCUAACACCAACUUUUCCACACCACUUCCUCUAAUCCAACAUUAACUCAUAACAUCCCUUUCUUAUUUCCUAAUCAACCUUAACUCUUUCACAAUUUACUCUUUGUGUUUCCCAACCUCUUGUGUUGUUUUCUCUUGCUGGUGCAAUUCAGCUUUCUACUUCUACUCCUCAAGUCUUCACAGUCUAACAUUCUAGCCACAGAGGUGAGUAUUUUUUUUUUAUAGAUUAUCUGGGUCUCUAGGGACCCCGUUGUAGUCUCAUUCCAUAAGGUUUUUCUAUUCUACCAAAAUAUAUUAUCCUUUUCUCUUUGUUUUUUCCCCAAUAAAUAAAAUAAUAAUAAAGCUAUUCCCUCCCUGGCUGUAGUGGUGCUAUAUAUACAGUUAAAUCACUGAUUCACUUCUGAGAAUAGGAUUGAUUAGUGAAAAUUGGUUGGUGGGAUUAGCACCCAGAACGUCAAAAUCAGAAUAAGGAAAGAAUAAUUGUGGGCGUGCUAGUAAUUAUGCCUUUGGUUGAGUCUGGUGUUGUAUUAGAUGGGAUAAUAUGAAUUAGGGUUGAGGAGGGUACAGGAAGAUCUACAACCAUAAUUAAAGCAAAAAUCAGGAAGAUGAUGAUGGUUUAGGAAAGAUUAGAGCUUGUCAUAAUUAGAGAGAGCAUAGAGGGUUGAGAUCAAACGUAGCUUGGUAGAUCUUGGAAACCCACAGAAAGCAAAGUCUGAUGGAAAUGGGAGGCCAAGAUAAGGAAAUAGAGAUACCAACAAGUUUAGGUUACAACCUUCCCAACAGAGAUUCUUCUUCUUCCUCUUCCAAGCUCUCUUCUCCAACACUUGGUGAAAGAAGUACCACUCAUCAUGAUCGUGAUCAACCUCAUCAUCAACCACCUCAUCAAACUCACACAUUAAUCUUCAACGACCCACCUCACCAUAAUCUCUACCCACCACCACCUCCUCCUCCUCUUGCACCUCGUCAACCUCAUACACUCACACCAGAUCCAGAUCUAACCACCCCAAUUGCUCCCACAUCGAAUCCUCUAAGAACACCACACCCCCACAUAACAACAAUACCACAACCACCAGCAGCAGCAACAACCUCAACCUCAACCUCAACCCCGUCGAUCAGGUACCGAGAAUGUCUUCGGAACCACGCGGCAAGCAUGGGGAGCCACGUGGUGGAUGGCUGUGGAGAGUUCAUGGCAAGUGGCGAAGAAGGUACGCUGGAAUCACUAAGAUGCGCCGCGUGUGAGUGUCACCGCAACUUCCACAGGAAAGAGGUUGACGGAGAGUUACAGCCACAACAACCACCGCCACUGUUACUGGUACAGCAACAACAACAACAUGUUCCCAAUUAUCACAGCUACUACCCCAACAAGCACAAUGGGCACCUUCACUACCCUACACCCUCUCCUUCUUCCCUCCAUCAUCACAGAUUAGUUGGUAGCAGUGGUACACCGAGUCUGGUUCCCCAAGUGAUGAUGGCCUUUGGAGGCCAAGCUGAGUCCUCAAGCGAAGAUCUGAACAUGUUUCAGUCCAACACCGGAGGAGCACAGUUAUCAGUGCAGGCGCCACUUUCUUCCAAGAAGAGGUUUAGGACUAAAUUCUCUCAGCACCAGAAGGAUAGGAUGAUGGAGUUUGCUGAAAAGAUUGGUUGGAAGAUUCAGAAACAUAAUGAGCAGGAGGUACAGCAAUUUUGUUCUCAAGCGGGCGUAAAGAGACAAGUUUUCAAGGUUUGGAUGCACAAUAACAAGAAGCACCCAAUGUAAGCCUAGCCUACACUCUUCUUCUUUUCUACAUCCCUUGUCUUCCAUCUUGUUUGGAAAGAAAUAAUAACAAAAAGAGACACCAGAUUAAUUUUUAAGUCAAUAAUAUUGUAGAUUUAGAUGUGCAUAUAUAUAUAUAUAUAUAUAUAUAUAUUAUUCAAGCAGAGGAAGCUAGAGCUAGCUAGCUAUAGCACAUAGACACAUUAAAUUGACAGCAGCUGUGUAACUUCCCAUUAUAAUUACUCAUUUUCGCUGUGUA